This is a messenger RNA of Hibiscus syriacus, 2198 nucleotides long. Its product is annotated as transcriptional regulator ATRX homolog. The coding region runs from base 49 to 1992 and encodes 647 amino acids. The record is from RefSeq and is a predicted model, not a curated record. Gene Ontology annotation, molecular function: chromatin binding. The transcript is spliced from 8 exons. Gene Ontology annotation, biological process: DNA-templated transcription. Lineage: Eukaryota; Viridiplantae; Streptophyta; Magnoliopsida; Malvales; Malvaceae.
UAAAAACCUCACGAAAUACCCGCAAAAAGAAGAAAGCUUUGGUCCGGAAUGGGAAACCGAAGGUUCGCUCAGGUGUCCACUAGCGACGACGAGGACGAAGCUCCGAUACCUCCCCGACGGUCCCGAUCGGAAGAUUCGAGGCCGGAAAGGAAGAGGAAGAAAAUGAAGCUGCUUGAAGAGGACGAUGAAGAGGACGAGAGGGACAAUAAGAAGAGGAAGAAGAAAAAGGACGAGGUCACGAAGGAAGAAGAACAAGAAGAAGAAGAACAGGAGGAAGAGCCACUUCAGGAGGAUGCAAAGCCGAUAGGGGAUACUAUUAGGGUUUCUGGGAAAGGAAGAGGAAGGAGGAGUCAUUAUGAAGCUUUUGAGUUCGACGGAAAUCGAUAUGAUCUCGAGGAUCCAGUUCUUUUAGUUCCUGAAGAUCAGGAGCAGAAGCCUUAUGUGGCCAUCAUUAAGGACAUUAGUCAGACGAAAGAUGGGAGCAUUAUGGUUACCGGUCAGUGGUUUUAUCGCCCUGAAGAAGCUGAGAAAAAAGGUGGUGGAAGCUGGCAGUCACGUGAUACCAGAGAGCUGUUCUAUAGCUUCCAUCGUGAUGAGGUUCCUGCAGAAUCUGUGAUGCACAAGUGUGUGGUGCACUUUGUUCCCAUACAUAAGCAACAUCCAAAACGGAAACAGCAUCCGGGCUUUAUUGUGCAGAGAGUUUAUGACACUGUAGAGCGGAAGCUUUGGAAGCUAACUGAUAAAGAUUAUGAAGAUAGUAAACAGCAUGAGAUCGAUCUACUUGUUCAGAAAACUUUAUCACGUUUGGGAGAUCUCCCUGACCUUGAGACUGAUGCUGCUGCUCCAGUUGUUGAUCAGGAAGAGCAGCUAAAGGCAAAAAGAUCUCUCAGGAAAAAGAAUAUUUCACCUCUUGAUGUUACUAGGAGUGAUGAAGGAACUGGAACUCCUAGGUCUGAUCAACAUCUGAAAGCUGAAACUCCUGGAAGCUGUACAAGUAAUACCAGUGAAUACUACACAACUUUGUCAAAAGCUAAUGUGCUAACCGGAGUAACCCAUCGUGAUAAGUGGAUGGAGAGGCUUCUCCAAGCUGUUCAAUACGUGUGUAGUUCUCCUGAACUUGAUGACAAAGCAAAAGGUGGUUCUGAUAGCUUGGAACCUGAAAGAGACACUAAGAGUUCAGGAACUGCAAAUGGAUCUCAAGAGAAGAGUUCAAAUGGUGACAAGUCUUUUCAGUGGCCAGAUGCUGCUAUUUCCGCUGUAACUGCACUUGAGAAGGCAUCAUAUGAUGCUUUUUCACCUGACAUGAAAUAUAACCAGAAGUUACGGCAGCUUAUGUUCAACCUGAAGAAUAAUUCAUUGCUAGCUCGACGACUACUAAAUGGAGAAUUAGAGCCUUCAACAAUACUUAACAUGACACCUGCUGAGUUAAAGGAGGGUUUAACUGCUGAAGAGACAGCCAAGAAAGAGCCUGAUGAAUUUGAGCGCAUGCAGAUGACUGACGCCCGGUGCUCAAGAUGCAAUGAAUUUAAAGUCUGUCUAAGAGACAUUAUCCAAGCAGGACAUGGAGACCGCUACCAGUUGGAAUGUAUUGCAUGUGGAAAUUCCUGGUAUGCUUCUAGGGACGAGGCAUCCUCACUUACAAUAGAGCCAUCAUCAAGUUCUGCCAAAGGACUUGGUUCGGGACGACCAACCAAAGGGAAGCCUGAAAUUCCUGAGAAGAAGCCGGUUAGCCCUUCUGCCAAAGGUGUUGGUUCGGGACAAACAGCCUCAGUGAAGCCUGAAACUCCUGAGAAGAAGCCGGCUACCCCUUCUGUCAAAGGUGUUGGUUCGGGACAACCAGCCACAGCGAAGCCUGAAAUUCCCGAGAAGAAGCCAGUUAGCCCUUCUGUUAAAGGUGUUGGUUCUGGACAACCAGCAACAACGAAGCCUGAAAUUCCCGAGAAGAAGCCGGUUAGCCCCCGCGAAUCAGAAUCUACAAAAAAUGUGGAGUAGGGAAAUUUGACCUUUUGUACAGUUGAAUGUUUGCAUAUCUGUUGGAAGUAUAUAGUCAUAAAUGUUUACAUUUAUUUAUAUGAAGGUUAGGAUAGUGAUAAGCUUCAUCAAGAGUUGUUGGUUUAUAUUCUCAAACCGUGGCAGAGCUAUAUGAUUUUCAGGUGGACACGUGCCCACCUUGGAAUUUAAAAUUAGUUUAUUAAGAA